AUGACAGAAUACAUGAUGGAACAAAUCGCUUAUGAAAUAGAUAAAGAUCCUAUACAGGUUCGACUUGCAAAUUUUGAUCGCACAUACACUGACGUGUUGGAUGUAGUCCAAACGCUACUGAGAGAUAGCGAAUACGAUAAGCGAAGACAGGAGGUCGAUGAGUUCAAUAGGCUUAAUAGGUGGAAGAAACGAGGGCUAAGGGUAGCUAUGAUGAACUGGCCAGUAGCCACAGUGCUCGACUAUCAUGUAAUGAUGUCAGUGUAUCAUGGAGAUGGCACGGUCGCUGUCAGACAUGGCGGUAUCGAAGUCGGCCAAGGCAUCAACACUAAAGUUGCGCAAGCCAUCGCUUAUACCCUCAACAUAUCGGUUAACAAAGUCAGGUGUAAGCCAGUAGAAGUCAGUGCAAUCCUAACAACUUUACCACCGGAGGCAGUCGAACUACACAAACAAUCACUUUCGGUGCUAUCAAGUGCUGCCAACUACUGCUAG
Molecule: messenger RNA, 489 nt
Organism: Manduca sexta (tobacco hornworm)
Lineage: Eukaryota; Metazoa; Arthropoda; Insecta; Lepidoptera; Sphingidae
Product: xanthine dehydrogenase-like
Exons: 1
Coding region: 1-489 (162 amino acids)
Molecular function (GO): oxidoreductase activity; iron ion binding
Source: RefSeq, a predicted model, not a curated record